AUGUUCCGAACACGCGCCCUCGCACGAACAUUGAAGCCCUUAGGUGACCGAAUUUUGGUCAAGAGAGCUCCCAAGGAACUUCAGACAGCCAGUGGGAUUUACCUCCCUGCAGACAAGACCAAGGAUCCCAAUGAAGGAGAAGUAGUGGCGGCUGGACCCGGGGAACGUGAUGUGACCGGCACUCUUCAUGCAACAAGCCUCCAAUCAGGUGAUAAGGUUCUUCUUCCCGAAUACGGAGGAAGCAAGGUCACCAUUGAGGACCAAGAAUUGUUUCUCUUCCGAGAAUCGGAUAUUUUGGGAAAGUUUGAUUAA
Molecule: messenger RNA, 312 nt
Organism: Seminavis robusta
Lineage: Eukaryota; Bacillariophyta; Bacillariophyceae; Naviculales; Naviculaceae
Source: the annotation of a GenBank genome assembly